AUGACCGACCACCAAGUUCAUGAAAAUACCAGACGCCAUCCAGUGAAUGAUGAACAACCGCCUCCGAAACCGCCAAUGAGCGAGCAGGAGAGACUGACGAAACUAGCGAGCGAUAAAUAUGUAGAAAAGGUCGCAGAAGACGCUGCAGACAAGACGGUAGACUAUGCGGCGGAAGAUCCUCAACAACGGAUAGACGACGCAAAAGAGCAAGCAAGGGUGAGGCCAACUAGUUUUCUUGACAGGUUUUACGUUGGCUAA
Marasmius oreades (fairy-ring Marasmius) is the source of this 258-nucleotide messenger RNA. RefSeq lists its product as uncharacterized. The record is from RefSeq and is a predicted model, not a curated record. Bases 1 to 258 code for a protein of 85 amino acids. The transcript has 3 exons. Lineage: Eukaryota; Fungi; Basidiomycota; Agaricomycetes; Agaricales; Marasmiaceae.